AUGCAAUCCAAUAUCAUUGUCCGAUUUGCUUUGGCCGUGUGCCUUAUUUUCCUACUAUUCACUACUGUUCUUUCUGAGUCUAGUCCUUCUGAUUCAAAAACAGAAAUCAAAAUGCGCGUAGCUCGAUCAGUAUUCAGUGAAUCAGACGAUGAUCUCAGUCAAUUUUGUCAAUAUCUGUGUACGAAUAAUCAAUUAUUGACAAAAAGAGCCUAUUUAAAAGGUUUUGUUCAUGGUCGAUCAGCGAACGAAGAUUCUGAACAACUAAAUAACGAUUAUGACAUUCUCGAAAAACGUUUUGUUCAUGGCAAACGUUUUGUACAUGGUUAA
Rotaria sp. Silwood2 is the source of this 327-nucleotide messenger RNA. The record is from the annotation of a GenBank genome assembly. NCBI's taxonomy places the organism in Eukaryota, Metazoa, Rotifera, Eurotatoria, Philodinida, Philodinidae.